Symbiodinium natans is the source of this 7470-nucleotide messenger RNA. The record is from the annotation of a GenBank genome assembly. Lineage: Eukaryota; Dinophyceae; Suessiales; Symbiodiniaceae.
AUGGUUAAUGUUUUCAAUGCGGGCUUUUUGACGAUCUCCUCAAGGAGUUUGUCGUGGACCCCGUAUCCUAAGUGGGCACUUCGCUGCCUCUUAUGGCUCUGGCUGUGUUGUACAGUGGGCUCCGUGGGCUCGGACAACCCCACAGGCUCAGGCCGGGAGCUCCUCCAGCGACAGAAGUUCCUCGCGGGACAGUUUCACCAUCUGGGGGCUCCAACCCUGGCAGGGCUGGACAAUGCCAUCUACCGAUCCGGGAGAUUGCGCUUCCGGCCCAUCGGUUCCAGCUGUGGCGAGCCUGGCUCCAGCAUCAUGGACGCAGCUGUCCAGCCGCCCUGUGUGGGCAACAUCUGCAAUGGCCCUGCCAGUAGGGUUGGGGAUCUGGCUGUUUGGGAGGAUGUCCGAGUUUCGCUUGUUGGAGUCUACCAGCUGUGCUGGUGCAGACCCACGCUGACAUGCCAGCUGCUUAACACGUGCUGCCGGGAUGAUGCCUCCUUCGGCGAGGCGGCAGGGGAAGUUGAGGUAGUCGGCCCAGCCUGGGUCACUGUCUCGCCCGUGCUUGGGCAGGGAUUCCGCUUCGAAGUGGCGCACCCAGAGGCUCUGCCGGGUUCGCAGGUGCUGCUGCGGCUGAGAGAUCGUGGAGGCCCCUGUGGAUUACCACGCGACGAGGCGGAGGAGCGAUCCUCGGUUCUUCGGGUCCAAUCCGGAAUCGAGGAUGAAGAGCUCCCACUUGCGACGCCUGCGGAUCUGGCUGCCAGCUUGAACUUGACUGGAGAGUUCUCGGACUUCUAUGUCGCAUACUUGUACAGGCAUCUGGCUUACACCGUUUGCUGGUGUGCUCAGUAUUGUUUCAAGCCUGAAGAUGGAAGCAUCAAUGAGGAUUCUUUCGGGGCCGAGGUAGGCGUAUUUUAUCCGAGAGGCCCCGACACCGAGAACAUGGCUCCGCAGUACGCGGUGGCUGGGGUCUCUUUCGCACUCUAUGUGCAGGGCGACCGUCUGUCUGUGAAGGACCGGAUCCUCGUGCCCGAAAGCGGUACGCUGUGUGGCGAUCCCGACACAGCACAUGCCUUGGCAUUCCGCUCCUACAUCUGCGGGCGAGGCCAAACUUCCUGUGUUGCGACCCCGGCGAACGGGCCACCCACAUCCUUCGAGAACAUGGCGGACAUGGUCGGGGAGGCCGGGCUGAGCUUCCAGCGCGGUGGCUGGGAACCGGUGCAGAUCGAUACCCCUGGCACCUACCGCAUCUGCUGGUGUGUGGACGACACGUGGGACCCGGUGAAGCUUGAGAGCCACGGUUACUGCGGCUCGGGCUUCCAGUAUGGUGUCCAAGCUGGCCUGGUCAUUGUCCAAGGGGCCCUUGGAGAUCAGAACUUCCCGUGCACUUCCUUCCAGUCCUGUGACUUCGAGGUGAUCUCGGAGCUGCCGUUUGAUCCUGAAGACCAGAUUCUGAUCGUCGCUCCACCUCCCACUGCCACUGACUCGCUCGCGACCAUCUGUGGCCGUGGGACUUCGGGCAUGCAGGUUCGAGUGGCGGAGUCUUAUGCUGUAUAUCCCAGCACCACGACCUUGCCCAGCGAAGAGGAGAACACGACCACGCCUGCACCUCUGGAGCCUCUGCAUUAUGUGGGCAAGUUCCAUCUGGACUCCUCUGGGCAAGCUGGCCUCUACAGGGUAUGUUACUGCAAAAACUCUGAGAUGGGACCAUGCAAUGAUGCUGUCGCAUUCGCGCAGUAUGCCGGCAUUGUGAACAUCACGGGCGAGAUCCGGCACGACGAGUCAACUGCGCUGCAUCAAAGCUGUUUGGCCUCCAGCCCAUGCCGCUUCAACGUGACCGGAGUCUGGGCAAUGCAGCUCAGCUUCUACGAUUCUUUCAAAGCUGUGCCUUUGGAGAAGGAGUGUGGAGAGGUGGCGGAUUCCUCCAGCUACCCCACGUUCAGCCUACUCCGGAGGAUCGAGCUCGUUGACUCGUGGGCAAGUGAGUUUGCGCACAAGGCAGGCGCAGAGACGCUGUAUGGCACCGGGGACUACCGGCUGUGCUUCUGCCAAUCGUCCUUAACAAGCGACGGCAGGUGUGAUACCUCAGCAGAACACAUUCACGAAAUUGGGAGCCUCUUCCUGGCUGGCUCAUUGUCCUUCAUGGAAUGGAACUGCCGGCAAGGAUCGACAUGUGAGCUUGUGGUCCACGGCUGGCGAGUCGCCCCGGGUGAUGCUGUUCGGCUGGUGCCACUUUCCUUCUCUUGUGGAGAUCCUGAUCCUUCUGAUACAUAUUUAGGAGCAGGCUUCGAUUACAAUCCAGCCAUUGCCGAUCGCGCGACCAACCUCACCAAAGGAGUGCUGCUCCACUUUGAUCUAGGCCGAGCACGUGGCUCCGGAACAUGGCGAGUGUGUUUGUGUGUGGCAUCUGUGGCCAAAAGUGGCGUUGGCUGUGUGAACUCUGCUGACUAUGCGCAACCGGUUGGCGAGCUGAUUAUUGAAGGUCUCCUUCGAUCAGUGACCGCGUCAUCAUCCCAGCCAGCAACGGUUGCCAUUGCAUCGAUUCUGGUAGAGGUCAUCGUGCCGGGUGGAGAGCAGAGCGUGGCAUGCGCAGCUUCCAAUCAGACGCUUGACCAGGCACCGUCGAGCUUCGCGAUCCUGAAUUGCCACAGCAGCAUCCCUGGCUGCCUGGGCCUUGCGAUCCUUCCUUGGCGGGCGGAAGUCGGCUUUAACGUCCUGCACUUGCCCUUCCCUGAGAAUGCGCUUGCGACACCAGGCUCUGCAGCGCGUGCUGCGCAUGUUUGGUGUACGGGAGACAUAUCCCUUUGCCCCACCGGACGAUGCGUCCUGCCGCCAACACCCGAAGGGCGCAGGAUUCCACUGGAUCCGGGUCCAGAUCCCUGGACCACUGUUGCUGCCACCAUCCACCAGCCCCUGGACUUGAAGGUUUACGGAAAUCCGCUGAACGCGCAGGGUGGCUUCCUCAAGGUCGUGUGGCCCCGGGACGGGUGCCCAGAGGUUGGUCGGGCCUGGUCGGAUGCCAUCGUCUCUCCGUUUGAUAUGGGGCGGCCUGUCAUGUCGUCACCACGGCGCUACGUGCAGUGGCAGCGUGAGUCAAUUCCAUUUGCAGGGACGUUCUGGCUGUGUUGGUGUGACCGUUCCUACGGGGCCGAUUGCGCCCUCUGGCAGCACAUCGGCGAAUUGGUCGUUUCCGGUCCGAUGAAUGUCUCGGCCAUUCCGGAAUUUGUGGAGCUACUGGAGGCCUUCAAUGUCACUCUCUCCGGCGUGAAUCUCUCGAACGAGGAGAGGCUCUCGGUGCAUCCGGGCCAGAGCUGCGACCAGGAUGUGGAGCUCUUCAGUCCAGUAAGGGUCUAUGCAGGUGACGCCAAGGCAGAUUUUGAACUGCAAGCGCCACGCUACUCUGGACCCUUCUCCUUGUGCUGGGCACGAGGAAACGUCUCCGUUGGGUCGAUGAAGAUGGGCAUGGGCUACGCCCGAGAGUCACGAGACUGUUUGCUGGGAGGUUGGGAGGCGGUGCCUGGCGAUGAGAUCUUCCGGUUUCCAGCAGGCGACUUCGGCGAGUUUGCCUGCAGCCGGGCCUGUGGCGGGGGCCUCUAUGAGCUGCGUCGCCGCAUCCUUGCCGAGGCCGUGGGUAAGGGCGAGCAAUGCCCGCCGCCAGACAGCCCACUUCGAAGCCGCUUCCAGCCAUGCCACGAAGAGCCAUGUCCCACUGGCGAAGUGUUCAGCGCGCGCACGCACCCAGCUUGGGUGAAGCCGGGCGACGUGUUCCAGAUCCUGGUGGAGGGGGCACAGCUCGACCCACUGGAGGACAAGUUGGUCCUCGUAAUCGGAGGGGAAGAUGCAGAGUGUGGCCAGGUCGAGUCCAACCUGACACUGGCAGAGGGAGGCGCGGGCGAGACAAAUGACUCGGAGUCGGGAGCUGAAGCGAGGAAUGGCACUGAUGCUGUCGCAGUUGAGCUGACGCAUGUCUUGCGCGGUGGAGGUGCGUCGUGCCAGCGUCCGGCCAGCAACAGCACUCAUCUUGAAUGCGGUGAUGGCAUCGCAAGCCUCAUGAUUCCGAUUGCGGGGACUUAUCGCCUCUGCAUCUGCGACGCCUCCGAAGUGGAUCCCGGGUUCAUCAAUGUUUCAGGUUCGCUCGUUGCGAGUCGUGAACGUUGCAGCCGACUUGAAGAUUAUUCGCUCACACCCGGCAACGGCUCUUUGGUGGAGAUUACGGAGUCUCAGACGGUGGUGAAGGACAGUACGGUUGUGGAUGCCGUCUUGGGAGAGCUGCUAGACGACCACAGGAGUGGCAGGGCUGACCUGAUCUUCAUCGUGGGUCUCAUUGCCGCGUCGAUAUUGUACUGUCUCGCCGUAUUCUGCGCCUGCUGGUUCUGGAGGUACAGGUGGCGAAAGCGAGCUGCAUGGAGGAGGAUGGGCUCUGGCCUGUUCGCCAAUUCUUUGGUUGCCAAAGCGACCAGAGCCGCAUGGGAGGCGUACACGCGAACCAUUGCUGAGCAGGCUCAAAUCUCGUCCGGCGUGGAAGAAGAACCUGACUUGAAGGAGGUCCAGGGAGUCCAGGGCGAGACCACCCCACGCCAGAGCACGCCCUUUCAGGACACACUGACACCACCGGGCACGGGCUACUCGUUGAAGAGCGGCUCCUCCAUGUUCAGCGGCUCCACGAGCAGCACACGAUCCACUACGCCAGGAAACCACCCCUCAUUGCUCAAAGUGUCGCUGAACAGGGACCCGUGCUGCCCCUUCUCCCCGAAGCAGGCAGGCGGCUCCUUCUUGGACCUCCCUCUAGCAGGGCGAGGCAGCCGCCCUGGCACCAGCCCCUCUCGGCCAAACUCCGGGGCCACGACGCUGCGUGUCGCUGAGGAGUCGCCAAGUCCAGUGGUGAAGCAGGAAUCGCCUGAAGGCGAGCGGACGCCACCAGAUGCGGAGGAGGCCUCUCCUCCAAGUGCCCCUUCGAGGACGCUAGAGUUGCAGCUGCCGGGCUUGGAAAAGAAGCUGGCGAAGCUGAAGCGCCUCAAGGAGGAGUAUGACGAAAGUUCGUCUUCUUCGGACGCAAGCCCUCUGCGCGAGGCCCCCGUGAAGGGCCUCGUCCCGGCUCCACCAAACAUGGCGCCACCCACCUUACCAGGGCAGCUUGCUGGUGCUUCGUCUUCGGAACGACCAGCCACAGCGCCAGAGGCCGCUCCAAGCGAGUCUCCCAGACCAUCGGAGGUACCCCCCGCUCCCAUCAAGCAAGUGCCCUCGUUAGCGAUGCUGAAGCAACUUCCGCCGCCUCCGCCCCUGAAGCUCAGGAAGGCUCAGGAGGUGAAGGAGGCGCCACCGCCGGCGGCGGCCCACGCGGAAGCACCCGACGAGGUGCACGAGGAGGCCACCUUGCCGAGGGAGGCUGUGCUGGAAAUCUCUCCAGAGCCGGAUUUCAUCCCUGUGCAGGUGGAACCUGAGAAGAUGGAGGAACUGGACGGGCCUCCACCACCUCCUGCGACCGUGCAAGUGGAGCCCGUGGAGCCAGUGGAGCCUGUGGAAGUGGAGGCAGAGAAGCCGGUGGAGGUCGAGCUCCCUGCCGCGCCGGAGACCAGGAGCCUGGCGGAAGAGGCAGAGCCGGCAGAGGCUGAAGAGGUCCAAAAAGAGGUCCCAGAAGUGGUCCAGGAAGAGGUCCGAGAACCAAAGAAGGAUGAGUCUCCGACCUCGCAGCCGAAGCUUUCCUCCUGGCUCACAGACAUGAGGUCUCGCGUCGCCAACAAGACGGGCGAAGCCAAGGACCAGGCGAGUGCUUCCACAAAAGCGCCGGCCACGUCGAAGUUUGCGCCAUCCUCUGGCCUUCGCACUCAGAGGAUCGCCAAGAAACCGGAUCCGGGCAGCGAGGCAUGUAAAGUUCCACCGCUUCCUCUCUCCCCGGAGCCAUCGACCAAGCAGGAGGCCACGCCAACAGAAGGACCAGAAGUGCAGAGAACGGAGUUCGAGGAAUGUCCGCAGAUCAAGAGGUGCCACUCCUCGAGCCGGCAGCUGGAAGGACCAGCAAAGUCCCGAGAGUCUGUCGAAUCAGGACGCUGUUCCGAAGGCAGUGGCGAGCUUCCGAUGGUGGAGAAGGCGACCUCCGAGGUGCCCACCGAGCUCGAGACCCCGCUGCCGCCAGAACUGGCCCCAAAGCGUGGACGGAAUCUCCCAACAGGAAACUGGCAGGACACCCAGGACAAGCUCCAAAAGGAGUGGUACGCGAAGUUGGCCGCCGGGGUGGACGACAAUGAGAAGCCGCGGCGGGGCAAGGCUUCCCUGAGAGGAGCUGCAACGGGGUCGCGGCGAGCGGGCGCCUCCUUGCGGGGCGCCGCCUCGGCCUCCGCCAGCGCGGCGGGCAGCCACAUGGGCAGCCGGCAACCGAGGUCAAGCGCCCUCCCGCUCAUCGCAGUCGCCGGCCAUGUCGCCCAGGGCCGGCACUUUCUGGGCCGGGUCGGCCGCCGCGAGCUCCAGGGCCGCCCUUGGGACCGCCUGGACCUCCCCGUGGUCAGGGUGAAAUUCGGGAGGCGGUUCAGCACGCUGACCGUCCCUGUCUUUGUAUUUCCCUACAGCACGCUGCUAAGCAGCUUCUGCUGGUGCCAGAUCUUGCUCAGUUUUUUUACACAAAUCAAAAGCAGCCGCCCAAGCUUCGGCAACAUGUCAUAUUCCCUUUGCGCUGCUUUGUCUUAUCGGAAUGGUAGCGGCUUGGCCCUCCCGCCGUGUCGGAUCACAGCUUUUUUCCGGGGAGGUUGGCAGCAACUCUGUGAUGACCUCUCCAAUUUCAGACAGAACUUCCUGCCAAGAGUGUUGACGGCGCACAGUGCCAUAGCUUACGACUGUCGUGAUGUGGAGCCUUGCAGUCAGUUUUCAGCAGCCAAGACCAGGUCUGUGGAGCCAAUGGACACCGCACCAUGCAACCAGAUGGUUUCCGAGGUUGUAGUGAAGCGCCCCAGCUUGCGAAAGCGCUCAUCAGGCGACGAUCUUGCGUUUCAACGCCGGCUGUCGUGGAAGGAUCUCGCGAACUCGAGGCCCUCUGAUGGGUCCCCCAAGCGGGACAUCAGCGACGAGUUUGCAUUCCAGCGCCGGCUGUCGUGGAAGGAUCUCGCGAACUCGAGGCCCUCUGAUGGGUCCCCCAAACGGGACAUCAGCAUGCAACACAGUGGGCCCGGGCAGACACCCGGCUCAGGAACUCCCCUGACAGAGAUUCCGGACGACGUGUCAAGGACUACAUCAAGGACCAAUGCCACGGACAUUGUUUCCGACCAGCGGGCUAUGCCUUCGAAGUUGGAUCACGACAACAUUGUCAAUUCCUUCCAACAAGGACUUGCUAACGUGGAACAGAUCAUCAUAUAUGAUACGGACCAUGUGGGUGAGUCUGAUGGUGACGAAGAUGGACAACUUGCCGUGACCUGGCGUCGUCGAGCCGUGUUGAGACGGCUCUGUGACCUCUGCGUGAAUAUCUGCCUCUGCCAGCCGUGCCUGAGAAUUUAG